CCAGGCUAGACUUAGUCUACCACAUUGGAGAUAGCUAAGGCGCGUCCUUUCAUUUAUCUGCCCUUGAUCGGGGAAAGGUAAACACACAAUCUCUUUAGUCUUAUCCGCGGAUGUCCGCCGCGAUUAACCCCCCCCCCUUCUCUCACGUCUCUCUUUGAUCUAAGAGAUUACAAAGGUCAACACACCGCGUGAUACUCCAAGGUGCGGCUCAAGUCUACUUCACCCACGUGUAAGAUAAUGCUAAGCCUAGGACCUUUCCGGUGUCCGCCCACACUUUCCAGGCAUAUAUAUAUAGUAAACCAACUCAAAUCACCCUCUCUUUCUCAUUCGAGCUGAGCUAUCGAGUCUGGACUAUAUCACUUAUUCUUUCUCCUAGAGGAAUACCUGGUGCCUCCCUCAGGUGUCUGCCUAUUUAUCGGAUUACUUACCUGCCUAUUUGCCUACUGGCCUAUCUAUGUGCUUAGUGCUAAUCAGCGCUGCACUUGCCUAGUUGCUAUCAAGAAUCGCCUAUUGCCUAGUUAUUGGAUCAACGAUCUAUUUACCUGCAGUUGUGCUUAGUGCUAUUCAGCGCUGCACUUGCCUACUGAGAUCUACUCAACUCUACCACUUGGCGCUAUCGGCAUUGCCCGCCUAUUCGACAGCCCACCUGUCAAGCUAUUAGGCGCGACGUCCCUAUAGAGUCAGAUCUGUGCGAGACGUCAUAGCUACGCCAACCCUCUGCAACUCACUGGACAUAUCCUGUUACUUACACUGCCCACGGCAGAUCAGCUCUGCCCGCAGUAACCUUGUGCCCACGGUAUCCGGCCACCCGCCAUACUGUGCCCACUACAGAUACUAGAACUUGGGACUGAGACUCCACAAGAACUAUAUCGCCGGCGUCCCUCUAUCCGCUAGAGCGCCACCUCCAGCUGCAGAACCUCAAGCCAGGACCCAGCCAGCUGCGACAUCAACAGGACAACCAGCUAAGUCAGAGGACAAAGUGACAUACUCUCUUAUUAUGUGCAAGAGUGAUGAUUAAACAUAGAAUAUACUAGAGAUAGAUGCAAACCCUCCCCCUUUUUAUUAUUAUAUGUAUAUUUAUGUAAAUAAAUAUCCUUUAUUUUAACUUUUGUAUCUAUCUUUCAUUGCCUUGUCUCGUUGCGUGUCUGCUCCCGAUUCAUAUGCUGAUAAGUGGGGGUGUGAUUGCUUUCAAAAAUAAUCAUCCCCUAGACAUAAAACGUGCCAAACACACGUCACAUUUCCCCACCUGUCACAUUUUGGCGAGCCCGUCCGUGGAUUUAACCCAUUAGUACAGCAGGCACGAACAGGCAGCAAUAACUAAAUUCCAUAUCAAUAUUUUUUUUCUAAAAAUAUUUAUAAGUAUCAUCACUUCGCAUUAUCAAGAGUGUCACUUUUGUCAUAUUUUAUUUAUUAUUAUUAUUGCAUUUCAUGUGUAACAUUUCCUUGCAGGAACUUUGUGAUUAACUUAGGCAGACACCGCAUUCCUUCUGCACUUUUUCCUGUAACUCAUGAGCAAUUGCUCUCCAGUGGCUCUUUCCUCUAUUCCAUUUCAUACUUUUUCUAAUCCGUCCUCUAUUAUCAUGGACUCAAAAGAAUUAGAUUCUGAAGUUGAGGAGAUUAUGAUACUCCUUGGAUUUAAAGACCCCGAGGUGGAAGACCUCGUACGCUGGUGGAUUGACAAGGAAAGAAAAUCCGAGCAAGAAUUGGAAGAAUUGGACAAAGCCCAUGAACAGGAAACACCAGAAAUCAGACAGAGCUAUAGCCCGCAGAGUUUGGAGCUGAACACCACACCGGCAAGACUAGACGAGGAAACAGAAAAGAGCGAAACCACAACUCAUGUCCAAAUUGAGUACACUGCCCAAACGGACUCAGAAGUUGCUGCUAAGGAUGAAACUUUCAUACCUGAUAUCCCUCCCCUCGACGAUUCCACAUUGUCUACCCAGCCAAACCCUCCUGCUCAGUCCAAUAGUCCUGCAAACCGCGAUGCCCCCAUCCAGCCCAUGCCCUCAAGCAAACCCCAUCCUAGAAAGGCACCAACCCAACAACCAGCCUUGCACAAAAACUGCAACUACCCAGCGCGUAAGCCUCGUCAUAACCAGAACAACCAAGCCCACCGUGACUGCAACAACAGCACGCGUGGCCACAAAACUGACCGUGCCUACCGUGACUGCAACGACAGCAUGCGUAGCCACAAACCCAACCGCCAAAAGCAGCAGGCCUCACAGCACAUUUCAGUAAUGACCGCGGUCCCCAAACCCUCUGUGUCUAAUCAGCAAACACGUACUGAUAGAACAGCGGGCGACCCAUACGUCAUAUCAACACUGACUGUGGCCCCUGAACACACUGCCCUUGGCUCUACGAAAACGGAAGUCCUACCGGCACUUCCUCACCCUGUCUCAUCUUCCCCCGGGAUAGAGACCAUUCUGGUUAACGGGCGGUACGUCCGGUCCCUAUUUGACACAGGCUGUGCGGUAAGCUCAGUUAUCUGCAAAGCACUGGUUGAUCCGGCUGAUCUCACAGAUAGAAUUGUGACGAUUCAGUCCCUUGAUCGUGAGAUUCCUCCAAAGGUUCUUCCUAUUGCUAGGGUCCACGUAGAAUGCAAGUACGUACAUGGCACCAUUGACGCCGCCGUCAUGGACACGCCAGUGUACGACUUCAUUCUGGGCUCCAAAUAUGUCCCUCUUGGAGUAGUCAACAAACCUUACUUUUCUCUGCCCGUGACUACAUAA
Biomphalaria glabrata is the source of this 2729-nucleotide messenger RNA. RefSeq lists its product as uncharacterized. The transcript is spliced from 3 exons. The coding region runs from base 1509 to 2729 and encodes 406 amino acids. NCBI's taxonomy places the organism in Eukaryota, Metazoa, Mollusca, Gastropoda, Planorbidae. The record is from RefSeq and is a predicted model, not a curated record.